UACUAGUUCUAUUUGGUUCAUGACAAUGCAUUUCUACAUCAUUCUCAUUCCCAUAUGAGGUCUCUCUAACUCUUGGGACGAUUGGCUGGGAAAUUCUGGAAAUCUUUUUGUAGGUUCUUAGGAAAGGCACAGUUUUGCUUUCGUUUUCCCUUACACCAUAUUAUAAUGCCUUCAAGCAUCAAAUCAAAUUGGAUUUCAGUAUUAGUAUUCAGUAUUGGUGUUGAUGAGUGGUUACUCUUUCCUUCCGUGCAGGAUGUGUUUGCCACUGCUGAUUGCGGUGGGUUUCUUGAAAGUACUAGAAAACCAACCCUUCCAGCUUUGGUUCAGGUUGCAGAGCGGCAGGGGAAAUAUCUAUCACAUCGAUUAGAGCUGGUGGAGGUCAUGCCAAUGGAGCAAAUGACAUGGAACUGGGAGAUCCAUUUGUUUACAAGCAUCUAGGAAGCAUGGCAGCCAUUGGCUCUCGUAGAUCUUAGGUAGAGCAAGGAGUCUAUGCCGACAUUUCUUCUCCCUCCCUGUUCCUGAUUGUUGGAUGACUGGUUUGCGGAGUCUAUAUGCUAGUGCAGUUUGGCAAAUGACUUUGCCGCCACAUCUCCAUGGUGUGAAUCCUGUCUACGAUGAAUACCCAUGAUUGUUUAUAGAACCAUGCAAGUGAAUUCUUUUCGUUCCACUUCAGAGCUCCAACACUUGAGAUUUUGGGGAGAGCAUUUUCAGAGAGGACAGCCAUUGAUUGGACUGGUGAACCGGCAUUGCAGACUGCAUAACCUUAACUGAUACAUGUUUUUGUAUUAUGUGUUUGGUUUUUCGGUAAACAACAAGUAUGAAUUAAUUAAUUUUGCUACAGAAAUGAACUACUAGCCUUUAUGGAUGACAAAUUGAAAUAA
Messenger RNA from Corylus avellana, 881 nucleotides. NCBI's taxonomy places the organism in Eukaryota, Viridiplantae, Streptophyta, Magnoliopsida, Fagales, Betulaceae. The record is from RefSeq and is a predicted model, not a curated record.